This is a messenger RNA of Vespa crabro (European hornet), 3571 nucleotides long. It is a transcript of the gene sud1, whose product is annotated as prolyl 3-hydroxylase OGFOD1. Gene Ontology annotation, molecular function: iron ion binding; L-ascorbic acid binding; peptidyl-proline dioxygenase activity. The coding region runs from base 1150 to 3306 and encodes 718 amino acids. The record is from RefSeq and is a predicted model, not a curated record. Gene Ontology annotation, cellular component: cytoplasm. The transcript is spliced from 3 exons. Lineage: Eukaryota; Metazoa; Arthropoda; Insecta; Hymenoptera; Vespidae. Gene Ontology annotation, biological process: regulation of translational termination; peptidyl-proline hydroxylation.
CCCCCUCUCUCUCUCUCUUUUAAUACAAUAACUUAUACAGAAAAUGGCCUAAUCGUUCGAACGUUGAGUUUUGUAAAAAUCGAUCGAAUUAGAAUUAGAUUAUUAGCUUGAGAAUCCAUUAUAGUACAUAUAAUAUCUACAAAUAUAAGUAAAUAAGAAAGGAUAGAAGACGUAGGUCAUUAGGUCAUAAAAUCGAUGAUGUAACUGGUCGACUAAAUGAAAAUGUUUUUAAAAUACGAAAGGAAUAUACGCUUUUGGGAGGAAAGUUUCAUUCAAGGUCAAGACUUAUAAUGCCGAAAGGCGCGCGCCGCAUAUGUCUGUAUAUGUGUGUGUUAUAUAUAUAUAUAUACAUAUCUUGUACGAGCCGGCUUUCGAUCGGCUCGAAGCGAGAAAAAGCUAACGUUUUUCGCAUUUCGUCGAUGAACUUGGACACAUAUAUACAUAAACGUUAAUGUUUUCAACUACGACGAUACCGACGAGUCACAUUCGUUAGAAGAAGACUGUGUGAUACGUGAGGACGAAUCUGGUACUCUCUCUCUAAAUUUGGAUACCAUUUCUAAUAGAAGACGCAUGUGAGUUGGACGACCACGUGGACCGAAUCCAUCGAAAAAACAAUUCUUCCGUAACCCUACAGUAAGAUUUUACAACUACGGAAUUACGAAAUAUCAUUUUCGUGAGAUUAUGCGUUAUUUUUCUCUACUUGAUGAUUAAUCGGUGAGAAUUAAUUAUAAAGAAAUGUAUAUGUAUGUGUAAUUGUAAAUCGCAAUAACGUGAACGGAUUUAUACGAAUUUACCUGUGUUAUAUUAUGUGUGAGGAAUGAGCUAGUGAAAAACAAUAGAAAGAAUAUAUAUAUAUAUAUAUGUGUAUGUAUAUGUAUGUUAUGUGUGUAUAUAUAUAUAUAUAUGUACAUAUACAUAGGAUUAUUAAAAAGUAUUAUUGUGUAUAAGAGAAAUGUGAUAUAGUUUGAAUUUUAACGAUACUUAUAAAUCCUUUAAAAAAUUUCUUAACAUCUAUUAUACUGCGAAAGAAAAUUAAAUACUGUCAGAUUGUUUUGAAGGUAAUGCGUGAACAGAAAAUAGUUAGUACUUUUUACAAAGAGAACUAACUGGAAAUUUUUCAAUUUGAAUGAAGAAGCUCAUUGUCUAAUCAUGUCGAAUAAAAAUAUAUUGGAUGAAGAACCUAUGAAGAAAAGACUGAGGCAUCGCAUUAUAUCGGAUCAUAUUUAUAAUGAAGAAUUUGAGGAAUUAGUUAGCAAAAACUGGAGCUGCCAUAACGAGAUUAAGAACAAUAAUCUUGAAGUUAUAUCAACACCUUUUAGGGUUUGUAAAAUAUCAAAUUUUCUUGCUAACGAGGAUUUUAUAAAUGAACUAAAAAAUGAAUUAUUAGAUGUCAAAUAUCGAAGAAAUAUUCUCGACCUGUAUCAGUUUGAACAAUCAGAUGACCUUGAAUUUGUGGAUAAACCAAAUGUACAACUUUUAUACGCAGCUUUUCAGAUCGAGAUUGCCAUGUGGAUGGAACGAGUUACAAGAAUUCCUUUGAACAACAAAAUCUCAAUGUCGAGCUCUUGUUACUGUAAUACUGAUUACUUGCUUUGCCAUGACGAUAAUAUGGGUGAAAGAAGAAUUGCUUAUAUAUUAUAUCUUUCAAAAAAUUGGAUUGCAGAGGACGGAGGAACCUUGGAUCUAUUUGAUACCGAUGAAGAUGGAUUGCCUCAAAACGUAGUACGAUCCUUGAUACCAGAAUAUAAUUCGCUAGUGUUUUUUGAAGUUAUGGACACAUCUUUUCAUCAAGUAUCAGAGGUGAUUUCCACUGAGAGAACUCGUUGGUCGCUCAAUGGUUGGUUCGAAGGUUCGUUAAGACAGAGUAAUAGACUGCCAAGACCUAUUUUAUUUUGUAAAUAUACUGAACCAAUGGAUAUGGAAAUAAAAUUAGAGUCAUGGGUUAGGGGUUGCUAUCUUGAAUCGAAAAUGAUUGACGAUAUUCAGAAGGAAGUUGAAGUAGAAUCUUAUGCAUUUCUUUCCAGUUUUUUCAUAGAAGAUGUAUAUAAUAAACUUUCAGCAGAGAUCACCUCUGAAAGUAUUUCUUGGGAAAAAGUUGGUCCUGCUGAUGUAAGAAAUUAUGAGGUAGCUGACGAGAAUACUUUGCCAGCAUUAUUGAAAAGUUUCUGUGAUAUAUUUAAGUCUAAGAUUAUAUUUAGACUUCUCAGAAAUUAUACAGAAUUAGAUCUUGUAUCGAUGAAACCAGACAUGAAACCAAAAAUGACUAUGGAAUUGCAAAGAUGGUCGCAAGGUAGUUACACAUUGAUUACUGACAGAUUGAAAAACAAAAGUAACGAAGGGGAAAAUCAAAUGGAGGAGAAAGUGUCCGAUGCAAAAAAUAAAAGUAAAAAAUCAUUGGAUGGAAAAGAGAUUAAGGAAAAAGAACUAAUGGAAUCUUUCACCAGUACCGACAGCAAAUGUUCUAUACAAUCUACUAGUGAUAAUAGAAAUUCUUUUAAAAGCAAAAAUUCUAUAUCUAUGGAAUUCAAUAAUGACAAUAAAUCAUCUAAAAAUAACAAAGAUUCUACAUCUAAACAAUUUAUUAGUACUACUAAAUCAUAUAAAACUAAUAAAGAUUCUAAGCCUAAGCGAUCUGAUAGUAAAAGUAAAAAGAAUACAGAUAGCUCUAAAAAAGAGACAUAUAAAUCUGAAAAUUUGGAAUCUUCUAAGAGUAGCGAAGAUUCCCAAUCUACAAGAUGUAGUUGUAGCAAUAAAAUAAUAGGUACCACGUGUAGAUAUUGUAGCACACUUUUCAGCGAUAAAGAAUAUGAGGACAUUGAAGAAGAAGAAGUGCCAAAGUUAAAAAAGAAAAAGUAUAAGAAAGUUAGACCAAAGAACGUAGAAUCGCAAACUUCGUCAUCUGGAUUAGAAAAUUCACCUUCUAGUUUUUAUGAUAUACUUGACAGAAGUGAUUCUGAUGAAGUAUCUGACAUUGGUGAUUACCUCUCGGAUCCCUCUGAUUACGAUAUGGAAUCACAAAAUGAAAUGAUGGAAGAAGAGGAGGAAGAAGAUGAAGAUGAAGAAGAAGAAGAUGAAGAAGGUACUCUUGAUGUUAUCGUUCAAUUUCAUACCGCUAAUUUAUCACAAGAACAAACGAUAGAUUAUGUUCACCCAAAUGAAAAAGAAGGUUCAUUGAUUCAUAUACCACCGAAAGAUAAUCAUCUGUGUCUCAUUUAUAAAACUUUGAGUGUCAGUCGUGUUCACAAAUAUAUCAAUCAAUAUUGUAAAGGUUAUUUCUACAAUUUAGUAUGUACGUACUGUGAGUAGUAUUAUUCAUGGUGAAAACCCAUGCCCAAAAUCUUUUUUAGCGGCCAUUGUACAUUCGAUGCGUCGUUCAAUUAAAAGAAAUUUAUUUUUUAUUUUGAAAGGAAAUAUAUAUUUGAUUGUACAGUGAAUCAAAUUUAAUCGAGGAGAUAAAAAAUAACGUUCGGGAAGAUUAUAAGUUGAUUCAUCGAAAGAAAUAUUUAUCUUGCGAAAGAAUUGUAAUAUAGUAUUUGUAUUAAUAAAAUUAUCAGUAUUUAUGGGCAUAAAA